UAACGCAAUCUGUGUCUUUAACGGUCUGUCAUUAUUCAGUCAGUAUGGAGCUCAGUCAACUUCCUCUUGUGCUCUUGCUGAUUUCAAACAUCCACUCUGGACAUACUGAAGAUAAAGUCCAGUUAAGUGUUUCUCCUCAGCAGUGGUUGACUGAAGGAGAUCCAGUGACUCUGAUCUGUGAGGUUAAAGGCUCCUCUACAGGCUGGACAUUCAGCUGGUUCACUGUAACUGAAACUGACUCAUCAGACAUCAGUGAUCAAUGAGCUGCUUCAGACAGCAGAAGAGGAGCUGGAGGAAAAUACACUGUCAGUUCUGCUACUGUAAACCACACUGGAGUUUAUGUGUGUAGAGCAGAGAGAGAAAAACCAGCCUAUAAAACAACAUACAGCAACAAACAACCACUGUGGGUCACUGGUGUUUCUCCUCCAGUCUCUCUGAUCAUAAAUCCCAGCAGAUCUCAACACUUCACAUCUGACUCUCUCUCUCUGAGCUGUGAGGACCAGAGUAACUCUGAUGGAUGGACAGUCAGAAGAUACACAGACAGUUGGGGGCGACUGGAAGAUUGUUCAUCAUCACACUGGGGAUCACAAACAGGAUCUACAUGUACAAUCAGAUUCACCACCCCAUCACACACUGGAGUGUACUGGUGUCAGUCUGAAUCUGGAGAGAAAUCUCAUCCUGUUAAUAUCACUGUACAAAAUGAAGUCCAGUUAAGUGUUUCUCCUCAGAAGUGGUUGACUGAAGGAGAUCCAGUGACUCUGAUCUGUGAGGUUAAAGGCUCCUCUACAGGCUGGACAUUCAGCUGGUUCACUGUAACUGAAACUGUCUCAUCAGACAUCAGUGAUCGUUAUAAGCUGCUCUCAGACAGCAGCAGAGGAGCUGGAGGAAAAUACACUAUCAGUUCUGCUACUGUAAAUCACACUGGAGUUUAUGUGUGCAGAGCAGAGAGAGAAGAAACAGCCUAUAAAACAUGGUACAGCAACAGACAACCUCUGUGGGUCACUGGUGUUUCUCCUCGAGUCUCUCUGAUCAUCAGUCCCAACAGAACUCAACACUUCAGAUCUGACUCUCUCUCUCUGAGCUGUGAGGACCAGAGUAACUCUGAUGGAUGGACAGUCAGAAGAUACAGAGACAGUCGGCGGCUGGAAGAUUGUUCAUCAUCACACUGGGGAUCACAAACAGGAUCUACAUGUACAAUCAAAUCCACCAUCACAGUGGACACUGGAGUGUACUGGUGUCAGUCUGAAUCUGGAGAGAAAUAUCAUCCUGUUAAUAUCACUGUACACUCUGGUGUGAUUCUGGAGAGUCCUGUUCAUCCUGUGACUGAAGGAGAUACUCUGACUCUACGCUGUUUGAAUAAUUCUGCAACCCCAUCAAUCCUCAGAGCUGAUUUCUAUAAAGAUGAAUCACUCAUCCAGAAUCAAACUACAGAGAUGAUCAUCUCUACUGUCUCAAAGUCACAUGAGGGUUUCUACUACUGCAAACACUCAGAGAGAGGAGAGUCGCCCAAGAGCUGGAUCUCAGUCAGAGCGUCUCAUUCAGUCUCUCUGAUCUCUGUCCUCAACAUACUCAGUUCUGCACUGGCAGCUUGUCCAUAUCUGCUCGUGACAGUCGUGCUGAUUUACAAAUGCUGCAGAAUGAGAGGUAAAACAUAUGACUGAUUUAUUAGAAGUCAUAAUCAUCAUUAUAUUUAAUUGACCAACAAAUCAGUCAAAUAAUCAUUAAUAUUAUGUGAUGUCACAUUUGGCUUUGAUCACUGAGGGUUUGUUCUUUGUGAAGCUGCUUCAAUAACAGUGUUGUGAAAACUGCUUUACAAAUACUGAACUGUCAAAUUUGGUUAAAUUAAUAUACUUACACCCCGUUUACACCUGUAUUUAGAGUCAUCCAGUUGUGAUCCGAUUGACCAAAACGCAUCUUAAUACCAGGUGGAAACGGCCUGAGUGUCGAUUCUGAACGCUGAUAAUUCAGUUAUAUUUCAGUAGACUUUACCAAAAACAACAAAUGUUAUCCAGAAUGCAUUGUUCUCUAUGGUAUAUUACUGUUUUAAUGGAAUACGGUGUGUUACUGUUACUAUUUUGCCUUCUUUUUUCACAGUUUUACAGUGUAUUUCUAUCAGCAUAUUUCAGUAGCUUUUCAGUAUUAUUAGUAAAAGUUUAGUAUAACCACAUGAACACACAGUCAUUUAUAAUAUAUUCCUUAUUUUAGUGUAAAUCUCCUGACUUGUAUUGCUGCAACAUUUAAUAUUUUAACUGUUUGAUUUAUUUUUUAAUAAAGAAAAAGCCUUAUUAAAAUGUUCUGAUGUCACAUAAAAGCAGAAGAAUCGUGACCUCUGACUGUAAUGAAUCAAGUUUUAAUCUCUCAAUUGUUUGGACUUUGCAGAAUAAACUACUGUAAUCUACAGAACUGAUUAUAGUAGAGAAAAAUAAUAUAACUAUACAAUUUCCAACAGUUCUUGAACAUGCAUUUCUUUUAUACAGAAUUCACACAUGAUUAUUUUUACAUCCUGUAGUUCAGACUGACAUGUGAAACUGUUACAUACUAGUGUUCACAUGAGAACUGCUGGUUGACGUUGUGAUGGUUUUUAACACAACUGAACAUGAACACAUGGUGUCAAGUGCUGAAUAUGUGUUGAGAGUUGUGAAAAACAAGAAUAGUGUUGAUAGUUAUGAGAAAUCUUUUAGAAAAUGGUCUGAAAACAAGAUCUGAUGUGAUCUUCUCUUCACACCAGUUUAUCUUUCUACAGCACUUCCUCUUUCACUCUCAGUCUCUCAGUUAAAUGAGUCUUUCUACAAUUUAGGGUACAUGUCAUGUU
This is a messenger RNA of Megalobrama amblycephala (Wuchang bream), 2812 nucleotides long. RefSeq lists its product as uncharacterized. Gene Ontology annotation, molecular function: transmembrane signaling receptor activity. The record is from RefSeq and is a predicted model, not a curated record. NCBI's taxonomy places the organism in Eukaryota, Metazoa, Chordata, Actinopteri, Cypriniformes, Xenocyprididae. Gene Ontology annotation, biological process: cell surface receptor signaling pathway.